Pangasianodon hypophthalmus (striped catfish) is the source of this 4008-nucleotide messenger RNA. RefSeq names its product ADP-ribosylation factor-like 6 interacting protein 5b (gene arl6ip5b). Lineage: Eukaryota; Metazoa; Chordata; Actinopteri; Siluriformes; Pangasiidae. Gene Ontology annotation, biological process: negative regulation of transport. The coding region runs from base 30 to 605 and encodes 191 amino acids. The record is from RefSeq and is a predicted model, not a curated record. Gene Ontology annotation, cellular component: membrane. The transcript is spliced from 3 exons.
CACACACCCUAGAACUUGUCAACACAAACAUGGCGGCCGGGAUGGAGCUCGCACCGUUCAGACAGUGGGAUGAUUUUUUCCCUGGAGUGGAUAGAUUUGCGAAACCAGACAUUAAGGAUUUAACUAAAUGGAACAACAGAGUGAUAAGCAACCUGCUUUAUUACCAGACUAAUUACUUUGCUGUGUUUAUUGUGGUUUUUCUUAUUGUUGGGUUUAUGAACCCUCUCGGCAUGAUCCUGGGUGGCACCGUGGUGUCGCUGGUGUUCAUGGGGUCGGUGUGGGCCGGAGAGAACAAGGCUGUGAUCAAGAACUUUAAGAAGAAGAACCCGUCGCUGUUCAUCAUCGCCGUUCUGGGAACCAGUUACUUCCUGCUGUCUCUGUGUGGAGGCGUGAUGGUGUUUAUCUUCGGCAUCACUUUCCCACUGCUCUUGAUCCUGAUCCACGCCUCGCUCCGUCUCCGCAGCAUGAAGAACAAGCUGGAGAAUAAGAUCGAAGGUGUGGGACUGAAGAAGACUCCCAUGGGUGUGAUCUUAGACCUGCUGGAGCAGCAGGAGGAGAAGAUCAACAAGAUCCAGGAUUUCAUCGAGAGCAAGCUGAAGGACUGAGCGACGGGACGGAUCCGAUCCUCGCCGGGUUUCUCCUCCCGAUCCGUUACGUCUUUAACACUGUUAAUGUCCUUCGCUUUCGCAAGCCGUGAUGUUCGUGUUUAAAUCUAUCCGAAGAUCCUGAAGGGCCGCGGCACUGAAACGUUUUUCCUCUUAUAACACAAACCGCUCUCGCGUCCCGUUACACUCGGACGUCACGUAUUUCCGAUUCGGAACGUUUUUCAGUGCUUCCAAUCAGGAUAACAUGUCCGCCUCCUAAAUGUGGAAAAAUCAUAAAAUUUAACAAGCAAUGUUUUAUUUAAUCUAAACUCUUUAUCUCUCCAUCUGAAGCAUCAAGUGCUGAAAAAUAAUCACUCUAACAAACACCUUCUGCUUUUGCUUAAUUCUUUAUUUAAAAAAAGGCAACUGCUUCUUUCGUGCAACUGUUAAAGCACAAACCUCAAUUUAUACUACGAAAAAAAACAAAAAAUAUUAUAAUAGGGUUUUUUUUUAAUUUAAUAAAAAUUACAAUUCAAAAAUCCCAAAAUUCAAAAACGUUGCUAUAAGCUUUUAUUUAAAAAAAAUUCAAAAACAAAGUUAGAACAUUUUUCCCCCAAAAAGUUAACAUUUAAAAACAAAAAUCCAAAAUUCCAAAUAUUCAGAAAACAUUGUUACAACCUUUUUCCAGACAAAAAUUAAAAUACAAAAUCCGAAAAAUUUAAAAAUGGGUUACCAUGAUUUUCCCCAAAAGGUUCAAACAAAGGUUCAAAAACAUUAGUACAAGUUUUUUUUUCCCAAAAAAGAAAUUAGAAUUCAAAAAUUACAAAAAUUCAAAAACAUUAGUACGAGCUUUUUUUCCUCAAAAAAGUUUCCCUCAAAAAUUCCAAAAUCAUUGUUACAAGCAUUUCUCCUAAACAAACAAGCAGCAAUUAAAAAAACAAAACAAGCAAAAAAAAAGUUAUAAUUAAAAACACAGGUAUGUUUUUUUGAAGUUAAAAUUUAAAAUAAGAAAAAUCAAAAAUAUUGUUGCAUGUUUUUUUUUCUCGUAGUUAAAAAUGAUGCAGCGUGAGUGAUGCUUGCUGUUCACCGUGGAGACGUCUGAUGUGUUUGUUUGAUCCCGACUGUCUUUCCGACUUUAAUUUCAUGAUCAUCUUUUUUUUUUAAGUUUUAAAUUGCGAGUAAACGAAGUGCGGCUCGAAGCCUCGGUCAGUAGCUAACGCGUUUAAUGUUAAACGAGGUGAAACUCUCAGCGAUGCGGCUCGUCCGUCCCCUCGGUGACGUCGUUCGUCUUCGCCAUCGAGUCGUUUCGUGCGUCUUGUUCUGGGAUUGGAUCAGAUUUUAACCGCAUGCCUUUACACUGAGAGUCAAAUCCGUCUCUGAUUGGUCCGAUUGAAGUCUAAGCGUUAAUAUGCAAAUGAGUUAAUUAUACUCGAUCACUAGUUUUCCAUUCAUUUGUGUUUAAAAAAAAAAAAGAUUUAGUAUCACAAGUUCAAUCUCAAAAACACCUUAAACCCCUUAAAGACGUUACGAUGUUGUGAUGUAACGUGUCUUAGCUUGUCACGUGGCUUCACGUCUCGCACCUUGGAAUUGCGUUCACACCUGCAUGUUUAUGCGGAUUAUUCUAAUCCGGAUUAAAAAAAAAAAACGGCCAAGCGUACUCAUCGUCUCAGAUACGUAAUGUAUUAUAACGUAUUACGAAAGCACUUUAUAAAUAACGCGUUUUUAUUUUCUUUGCUUGUACGUGAUGUCUGUAUCAUGAAUUAGCUAACCUAUACUGUGUAUGCUAGCUUACGUUACCUAUCUUACCUUUUUAUUAUAACUUUUUUUUUUUUUUUGCACAUUUAUAUUAGUGUCAUAGAGGCCCAGUAAGAGAAUAACGACGGAGAACAAGUAGGAAGAAAAGCAAUUUUCAGAUUAAAAGAUUUUUUUUUUCGUUAUUACUCUAAAACUUGAAUUUGCUCGUCGUGAUGAAUGUUACUAGUUUUACUGAUUAGUUUUGGGAGAUGAGAAAUAAAAGCUGCACAUUGCACUCACUGCAUGUUAAAAUGCAUUCACAGUGGCAUGUUGGGGGGAAAAAACAAGUUACAGAAUUUUUUUUUUUAUUGAAAUUGUGUAUAUUUCUUGAUUUAUUCGCACCAAAGCCAAGUGCAGUCCAAACAUAAACAUCGUUCUUUUACCAGCUUUGGGGUUUGAACUCGCAACCUUCUGGUCACUGGAGCAGAAUUUUAGUAAUUUGCUAAUUUACAGUCAUUUACUGCUACCUCAGAUAACGAUCACAAACCUCCAACAACUCAAAUGAAUCAAACAAACUCGAAUCAAUAAACGCAAAUGAAUCAAACUCAAAUUAAUCAGUCAAAUUCGAAUAAAAAAAAACCCAAAUGAAUCAAACAAACUCAGAUGAAUCAAAAUCAAACUCAAAUGAAUCAAAUUCUAAUAAAAAACACAAAUGAAUCAAACAAACUCAGAUGAAUCAAUCAAAAUCAAACUCAAAUGAAUCAAAUUCUAAUAAAAAACACAAAUGAAUCAAACAAACUCAAAUGAAUCAAUCAGAUGAAUCCAACAAACUCAAAUGAAUCAAUCAAAUUCAAAUCAAAAAACGCAAAUGAAUCAAACAAACUCGAAUGAAACAAAUUCAAAUAAAAAAACAAAUGAAUCCAACAAACUCAAAUGAAUCAAUCAAAUUCAAAUAAAAAAGACGCAAAUGAAUCAAACGUACUUGAAACAAAUAACUCAAAUGAAUCAAUCAGAUUCAAAUAAAAAAAAAACAAAUGAAUCAAACAAACUCAAAUGAAUCAAUCAAAUUCAAAUCAAAAAACAUAAAUGAAUCAAACAAACUCGAAUCAAAUUCAAAUCAAAAAACACAAAUGAAUCAAGCAAACUCGAAUGAAUCAAUCAAAUUCGAAUCAAACAAACUCAGUUGAAUCAAACCCCAUGCUUACUAUUGAAUCAAGAAUUCUGGUGCAUUUAAUCAGAUAUUUAUUUGCGAGCUCAGUUCUCUAAACACUCCGCAUGAUCGUCAUCUGCAUAUUCACUCGUGAAAGUGUUUAAACGAUUCUCACACUGAUGAAUCUCUGAGUGGGGAAAAAAGAAGACGCUCUAAUUUUUAGCUAUGCAAUGAAUAUAACAACCGCUUUGCCAAUUUAUUUAUGUAAAGAAUUUCCCUUAAUGUCUCUUUAUUUCUCUAAGGAAGGAUGUUUUCUUUUCUUUUCUUUUUUUUUUUUUUUACAUUACAUAUACUGUUACUGUUCCUCAAACCAAACUGCUUUUACAGUCGUAUUUAUUGUUUAUAAAAGUUGUAUCUAUGCAUUUAAAAUGGUCUAAGACGCCUUUAUAACCUUCAACUGUCUUUAUUUUCCUUUUCUGAGACGGUAACUGAUGCAGAUGCAGAGUUAAUAAACGUUUCUGACGGACUAAAAUCUGUGCA